This is a messenger RNA of Vitis vinifera (wine grape), 3057 nucleotides long. RefSeq lists its product as uncharacterized. The transcript is spliced from 15 exons. Gene Ontology annotation, cellular component: nucleus; cytoplasm. Gene Ontology annotation, molecular function: zinc ion binding. The coding region runs from base 176 to 1750 and encodes 524 amino acids. Lineage: Eukaryota; Viridiplantae; Streptophyta; Magnoliopsida; Vitales; Vitaceae. The record is from RefSeq and is a predicted model, not a curated record.
GGGUAGAUGGGUAUCGGAUCGAGUUGAAAAGAAUUCGGGCCAACUCCAAAACCCUAACCCGGGUCCCAGCCUUGGUUCCUCUGGGGUGUUCCAGAAAGCAACCUUUGUUUAUUUAUUUUUCUUUUUGCUUGAUUCCUUGAUUGUUUCGUUGAUUUUGGUCCAAAAUUGAAGCAGAAUGGAAAAAUCAGGAGAGCAAAUGGUGGAUGUGAGGUCGGUGGUCGAAGCCAUUUCGACUGAUAAUGAAGAUGCACCUUUGUACCAGGUUGAGAGCCUCUGCAUGCGCUGCACCCAAAACGGAACAACAAGGUUUUUGUUUACUGAAAUUCCACACUUCAGAAAGAUAUUGUUGUCAGCCUUUGAAUGCCCACAUUGUGGUGAGAGGAACAAUGAAGUUCAGUUUGCUGGUGAAUUACAACCCAGAGGGUGUUCUUACAGUCUGCAUUUUUCAGCGGGUGAUCAGAAGAUGCUCAACCGACAGGUAGUGAAAUCAGAAUCUGCCACUAUCAAGAUUCCUGAAUUGGAUUUUGAGAUCCCUCCAGAGGCUCAGUGUGGAAGUCUAUCAACAGUGGAAGGAAUAUUGACAAAAGCCGUGGAUGAUUUACAGGCCCUUCAGGAAGAACGCAAGAAAGUGGAUUCUCAGACUGCGGAAGCAAUAGAUCAGUUUUUGUUAAAAUUGAAGCCUUGUGCAACAGGAGAUUCAUCUUUCACCUUCAACCUGGAUGAUCCUGCUGGCAACAGCUUCAUUGAGAACCCGUUUGCUCCAUCUCCGGAUCCAUCAUUAACUAUCAAGUUCUACAAGCGAAGCCCUGAGCAACAAGCAUCAUUGGGCUACCUUGUUGACUCAUCACAGUUGGGAGAGUCUUGUGAUGAGGAGUCAAUAAAAGAAGUAAAGAAUACAUCUGAUCAAAUGAAAAGAGAACCACAUGGAUCAAUUGGAGCCGCAGCCGGCCAUCGAGCUAUUGCUCAGGUUAAUAGUGCAGAGAUUGCUGAAAAUUUGUUUCGAUAUUCUACACCAGAAGAGGUAAUGACUUUCCCAUCAACAUGUGGAGCUUGUGCUGCAAGAUGCGAGACCCGAAUGUUUGUCACCAACAUUCCAUAUUUCCAAGAAGUAAUUGUUAUGGCUUCAUCUUGUGAUGGUUGUGGCUACCGAAAUUCCGAGUUGAAGCCUGGUGGUCGAAUUCCUGUUAAAGGAAAGAAAAUUACUGUUUGUGUGAAGAAUGUUAAUGAUCUAAGCCGUGAUGUAAUAAAGUCAGAUACUGCAGGUGUGAGUGUCCCAGAGCUUGACUUGGAGCUGGCUAGUGGCACUUUGGGUGGAGUUGUUACAACUGUUGAAGGCUUGAUUACAAAAAUUUGUGAAAACCUUGAGAGAGUACACGGAUUUACUUUUGGGGACAGUCUCGAUGAUUCUAAAAGAAGCAAAUGGCAAGAUUUCAGAAUGAGGCUAAGCAAGCUUCUGAGUCUGGAAGAGCCUUGGACUUUAAUCAUUGAUGACGCACUAGCAAAUUCUUUUGUUGCACCAACCACUGAUGAUAUCAAAGAUGACCAUCAGUUAACGUGUAAGUUCUCUUCCUGCCAGUCUGAGGCAAGUUUGAUUUUGAAAUGUACUUCAUUUUUAAUGAAAAGACUGAUAAUUUUUAAACCAUUGAGGUAUCUAGGGGUGGGUAAAGCUGUGCUCCGAAUAAGGAAUUAUUUUAUUUUAUUUGUUUAUUUCAGGUUUUUGCACCACUGUCCAAACAAAGGCCAUUCGUAGAUGGCUUUUGCAUUCAUGAUACAGUGAUUGCAAAAAUUUGAAAUAUAAAUAAGAAAGGGCAGGCACUCUGGAGGGUCAGAAUGCUCCUUCAUUCAUGUUAGAUUCCACUGCUUCACCACCCCUCCAGAGUUGGGCAUUUCUAGUUAUCUUGGCCAUCCAUUCAACUGGAUGCCUGCUUUAGGCAUGUUCUAAAAUUUUCUGACAUUUUCUUCUGUACACUACCUCUUAGGGCAAAGAAUUCCAGCAAGUUUGGAAUUUAAGUUACUUGGAUGCUUUUCUUGCUUUCAAAAGUCAGAAUUGUAAUGAGGUGCUUGGUGUUAAUUUGUUUUCUUGCUUCUAUACUUGAUUGAUCCUAAAUAAUCUUGUAGAAUGGGUAGGGUACAACUGUGAUCUGUUGGAUUAUAACAAAGAUAGAUGUCAGUAAACAUGGAAGGCCAGAAUAUACACAUUAAGAACGCCUUGAAAGAUGUUUUACUUUGAACCAUGUGACGAAAACAUAUUCAGUUUUCAGACACUUGCAUCAAUUAUGAUCCAGAAAUUCAUAUAAAUCAUUUUAGCAUCGAAUCAUUUAGCAUAUAAAACUUAAGAAUUAGGGUCAUCCACUUGGUCACUCAGUUCCUUCACCAUUUGGCUAUUUUCGUACCCAGUUUCUCCCACCAGUUCUGCAUUAGAUUGCCUCUAUUAAAACAUCAUUCACUCUAGUAUCCAGUUAUUACUAUUUUUUCUUUUGUUGUGAUAAUACUGUAUUGUCACCAUCUCCAGUUGAGGAAUACGAGAGGUCAUGGGAGCAGAAUGAGGAGCUGGGUCUUAAUGAUAUGGACACUUCUUCAGCAGAUGCCGCAUACAACUGAUGGGUAUUGAGUGUUAUAGGAGAAGACAAAUGGCUAAUCUCUUCCUUUGUUGUGAUGAUACUGUAUUGUCACCAUCUCCAGUUGAGGAAUACGAGAGGUCGUGGGAGCAGAAUGAGGAGCUGGGUCUUAACGAUAUGGACACUUCUUCAGCAGAUGCCGGAUACAACUGAUGGGUACUGAGUGUAAUAGGAGAAGACAAAUGGCUAAUCUCUUUUUCUUUUUCUUUUUCUUCUGGAAGGGAAAUGUAUCUUCUAGUUUAACCCCAUGCAGCAUUUCAAAUUGUUUGUGUUAUGGUUUUGAUUUCAAAAAGUAAAAUCUUAGCAAUCAAUGUACUAUUAAUCUUAUCACAUCAUCUGGUGUUGGAUAUGACUGGAAAAAAUUGCCAUCUGCUCAGUAGAUUUCAGGACACUGUAUAAUGGACUAGUUGGAAGAAUCACAUUGAUUAUUUUUCUUAAA